Messenger RNA from Morchella importuna, 645 nucleotides. RefSeq lists its product as uncharacterized. The record is from RefSeq and is a predicted model, not a curated record. Gene Ontology annotation, biological process: endoplasmic reticulum to Golgi vesicle-mediated transport; protein retention in ER lumen. The transcript has 5 exons. NCBI's taxonomy places the organism in Eukaryota, Fungi, Ascomycota, Pezizomycetes, Pezizales, Morchellaceae. Gene Ontology annotation, cellular component: endoplasmic reticulum; cis-Golgi network; membrane. Bases 1 to 645 code for a protein of 214 amino acids. Gene Ontology annotation, molecular function: ER lumen protein retrieval receptor activity.
AUGAAUAUCUUUCGAGUCACGGGAGAUCUCUUCCAUCUCAUAUCCAUCUUCAUCCUACUGCAGAAGAUGCGAACAUCGAAGAGUUGCGCAGGGAUUUCGUUCAAGUCCCAGGUAUUGUAUCUCACAGUCUAUGUCACUCGGUACUUAGACCUUCUAUGGACUUUCAAUCACUCGACAUACAACACCUUGAUGAAGAUCAUCUUCAUCGCCUCCGCCGGAUACACAAUUUACCUGAUGAUGAAUGACUUUAAGCCAACGCACGAUCCAAACAUAGACACUUUCAAGGUUCAGUACCUGAUUGGUGGAUCGGCGAUUCUGGCAGUCCUGUUUCCGUAUAAGUGGAUACCAUCAGAGAUUCUGUGGACCUUUAGUAUUUGGCUCGAAAGCGUCGCCAUUCUCCCUCAACUUUUUAUGGUUCAACGAACAGGCGAAGCCGAAACUAUAACGACUCAUUACCUAUUUGCGCUGGGUGCAUAUAGGGCCUUGUAUAUACCGAACUGGAUCUACCGUUAUUUUAUGGAAAAUGGGCACGUCGAUCCCAUCGCUACGUUGGCUGGUAUCAUCCAAACAAUCCUUUACUCGGAUUUCUUUUACAUCUACUACACCAAGGUGUUUAAGGGUAAGAAAUUCGAGCUUCCGGUUUAG